AUGACCUUCUAUCAAAUGAUGAAUGAAUGGUUUAAUCAGUAUAUAAGAACUAAUCCUGUAGUGCAGCAAGCUCAAGCUUCUCCUCCUCCUCCACCAGUUUUCAAUAUUCCACAGGGUACAAGUAUUGAAUCUAUCAGAAAAGGGAAAGCUCUGGUUGAUAAAAUCAAAAAAUAUGGGGCAGAAGAAUUCAGAGCUGCAAUUGAUGAUGAUCCUGAAAUGAUUGAGUUUUGGUUAGAAAAUACUACUCGGGUUUUGGAGGAAUUAUCUUGCACACCAGAAGAGUGUUUGAAAUGUGCAGUAUCAUUGCUAAAAGAUACUGCUUACCAUUGGUGGAAUACUAAAGCGUCAGUUGUUCCGAAAGAAGAAAUUACAUGGGAAUUCUUUCAGACCGAGAUCAGAAAGAAAUAUAUCAGUGGAAGGUUCCUCGAUCAGAAGAGAAAAGAAUUUCUUGAGCUGAAACAGGGUAACAGAUCAGUAUCUGAGUAUGAAAGAGAAUUUGUCCGAUUGAGUAAAUAUGCUCGGGAAUGGGUACAAUCAGAAGCCGAAAUGUGCAAACGAUUCGAAGAAGGGUUGAAUGAAGAAAUUAAGCUACUGAUCGGAAUUCUUGAAAUCCGAGAGUUUGCUACCCUUGCAGAGAUCGCUCUACCUCAGCUACUGGGGUAUCCGGGUAGAGAGCGAGGUUUUCAACGCACUAAUCCAAGACCUUCCACUCCAUCAGUGACCAGUGUUGGCAGUGUUGGUACCCCUAAGCCGAGAUGCCAGUACUGUAAUAAAACUCAUUUUGGUGAAUACCGAUUAAAGAGCGGGGCUUGUUACCGAUGUGGUUCUUUCGAUCAUUUCUUCAGAGAUUGUCCAGAAAUGGGUGAAAAAGAAAUUGAAUAG
Messenger RNA from Gossypium raimondii (Peruvian cotton), 882 nucleotides. RefSeq lists its product as uncharacterized. Lineage: Eukaryota; Viridiplantae; Streptophyta; Magnoliopsida; Malvales; Malvaceae. Bases 1 to 882 code for a protein of 293 amino acids. The transcript has 2 exons. The record is from RefSeq and is a predicted model, not a curated record. Gene Ontology annotation, molecular function: zinc ion binding; nucleic acid binding.